This is a messenger RNA of Bombyx mandarina (wild silkworm), 1911 nucleotides long. RefSeq lists its product as uncharacterized. NCBI's taxonomy places the organism in Eukaryota, Metazoa, Arthropoda, Insecta, Lepidoptera, Bombycidae. The record is from RefSeq and is a predicted model, not a curated record.
UGAUACAUAGACGUUAGAUCGUCGACGUUUAGAUUUAUAAAAGUAUUCGGUUAAAGUUUGCAGUGAUAUACGAAACAUAUGCACUAUUAUUCAAUUUUGGAAGAAUACGCGUUCAUAGAGGUGUGUAACGUUAAUUGUAGAGUUUAGUUCAUAAUGAGUUCUUCUAAAUAUUUCAAGAAUUAUAUUUUGUGUGGAAUAGUAGAUUUUCAUUGUCUACUGUGCAAAGAAACUUUUAAUUCCAUUACAGAUGUUGACAAACAUUUGAGAUGGGAGAAGCACAGGAAGAUACUAAAAACCCAAACAUAUCUGCAUAAAUUUAAAAAAGACUACAUUUCAAAGGUUCCCAAUUACUACUAUUGUGAAGUCUGUAAUUCAACAAUAAUGGACAUUAAAGAUAUUCCAGACCAUAUUAAUAAAGAAGCACACAGAAAUAACAAAUUGAAUCCUGAUAUUAUAAAAGAAAAACCAAAAGGAUACUAUGCGAUUGGUAGAGUUGUUUUAAAAGAUAAAAAAAUAUCAGAAUAUAUUUGGAAUGGAAUUGUAAAUAACAAAUGUGUGAUUUGUGAUGUUACUUUAGAUGAUGAUAUGAUCAAACAUUGUACACUACCUGACCAUAUUGUUAAACUGAUUGAAACUGAAGUUGAUUUUCAAAAUGAACAGGGCUAUAGGAAGGUAAAUUUGGAAUGCUAUCAUUGUUUCAUGUGCAACCAAUUAUUUAAUCCUGAAACAUUUUUUGAACACUACUGUUGCAAACCAGAAAAAACUGUUGCAACUGUAACUAAUAAGUGUAAAACCACUGGAAGAAAACUAUUGAAUUUAAUAGCCCAAGCAAAUAAAGCACCCAGAGUAAAAUCAAAUUUAGGCGAUAUUGUUGAAGAGGAAUCGUCUGUGAUGUGUGAAGUUUGCAAUGAAGAAAUACCUUAUGAUUUUGAGGUAUUCUUUAACCACAUGCAGAGACAUAAUUAUGAAGCAAGUCAAAUGAACCUUAUACAGAUAGCUGAUACUGAACGGCAAGUAAUUGACCACGGAAAACUUAGGUCUGAACUGGCAGCAUAUGGAAGGGAACAUUCUAUCAAAUUAAAUGCAGGUGGUAGCAAAGGAUUUUGCGUUCUUUGCAGUGCAUUUUUGUCAGCACACUUAAAAGUAUUCAAAUCUCACGUUGAGGGUGCAAUACAUACUGGCCAUUUAGAAAUAAAAAACCACAAAAGCACAAAAAAAUCAGAUAAUAAGUACCCUACUUUGAACAAAUUUAUAAAAUUUAUGCUGUAUUACAAAGAUUUAAAGUCAUUUUACAUAAAUACAAGCAUCAGUGUGAAGAAUGACAGUUUUAUGCUGAUGAACAAGAUUGAACAUGGUCCUCAUUAUAAAAAGACCAAAUGUUAUGCAUGUGAUGUGUCUAUGGCAUUGGGUACUGAAUACCUACAUUGUAGAACAGAAGAGCAUAAGAAAAAUGUCAUGUCUAGUACAGUAAUCCUUCAUGAAGAUAACAAUUUUGUAAGAGAGAUCAGACCAAACUUGUAUCACUGUGGUUGUUGCAAUUUAACAUUUCCAUUCAUAAAUAUUUUGAAGAGGCACAUCACAUCUUUUAGUCACCUGGCAAAAAUACGAGAAUGCAAUAUUGCCAAUCUAUUGAUAAUUUUCCUCAAGAAAUAUGGAGUCCCUGCUUAUUCUGAACAACUCGCUAUAAGCUCUAAUAUAGAUAAUUUAUAUAUUCAAAUUAUGAAGUCAGUUUAUGGAAAACACAUCAUUUAAUACUAUUCUAAAUUUGAUCUUAUUUUCUUGAAGUGUUAUUAUUAAUAUUCGAUUAAAGUUCAAUUCUUAUUAUUUUGUAAAAUAGUAAUGAGAAAAGAUUCUAGGCCAUGGGCAUAUAGAUCAUGAAGACUGUAAUUGUUUUGAUAUACAUAUUUUGAA